Molecule: messenger RNA, 2500 nt
Organism: Oncorhynchus tshawytscha (Chinook salmon)
Lineage: Eukaryota; Metazoa; Chordata; Actinopteri; Salmoniformes; Salmonidae
Product: cell wall protein DAN4
Exons: 12
Coding region: 194-979 (261 amino acids)
Source: RefSeq, a predicted model, not a curated record
AUCCUCUCCAACCCCCAACCCUCCGCCCUCGAGGGAAACUGCUCUACUUCCUCCCCUUCUUUAAAGGAUGUGCCAAAAUAAGCAGCUAUGGGCCAGACGAUGAACACCUUUUCCACUGGUUGAUAGCAGUGGCUCACACAGCUCUGAAGAACCCUAAGAAGCAGCCUGGAGGGGAACGCUCAGUAGAACCACCAUGGAGACCGUUAAGAUAGCCUUACUCAUCUUCCUUCUAACCUCGCUCCAGCUCCUCACAACAGAUGCUUCUUGUGUUACCACACAAAAAUCAGCAGAACAUUCAACAACAGGCAAACCAUCAGAAACUACGACACCCGUCACGACUGUUCCUCUUUCCACUGUAAAGAACCUUGGUGUAAAUGUUACUGCAACCAGCGUUACUGCAACCAGUGUGACCCCAACCAGUGUGACCCCAACCAGUGUGACCCCAACCAACCGAUUUUGCAUUCCAGAGAAUUCUACCUGGAAUUCUACCACAGCGCUUGCUACAUCAACAGUAACAGAAAAUACAAAAAUGUCAUCCUCACCCCAAGUCCCAGUGAAUUCCGCAUCUCCAUAUACUAAGGAUAAUGGAACACAAGGGACCCAGGCCCCAACAACUGUUACCAAGAGUGACUCACUAAACAAAACCACCAUUUCUGACCUUACCAAAAAGCUCCCAGGUUCAGAGGCUGAAAAUACAGAUCAAGAUAGAGUCAAGGACAAUAAGAAUACGGAUCAUGUCGGUCAACAGGCUGGAGAUAAGAACCUGCUGUGGAUUCUUUUGCCAGUCCUGGCACUUGUGGGGGCUGCUGUCGUGGCCCUUCUGAAAAGUAAAUGCAUGAAGGACCACGAUCACACAGAGAUAACUGAUAAUGGAACAGAAAAUGCCUCUUUCCAGAGCAGGCCGGACAACGCCAAAGACGGUGUCAUGCUUCUCGGGGUGAAGUCUUCAGGCGGUGAAGACAAUGCUGCUGCAAGAUAAAAGGGAGGCCAUCCCAUUUGAAAGGACCAAUGGAUGAGGACGAGCUCUUACAACCAAAAAAUGGUCCAGAUCCCUUCACCUUCAACGAUCUAAACCUUAUGGACUAUCAAAUACAGCAUCACAGAAUCACAAAAGUUACUAAAGUGGGAACAUUUGUAUAUGGUUUGUGAGUAUUGUAGGAUAUGGGGCUCUUAACUGAACACGUGUCUGUUAGAAGGUAUAGCAUGUUUUAUUAUGUAAUUCAUUGUUUUGUGUAUUCCUAUUUUGAUGGUAAUUUAGUCAAGAAGGAAUUGUGUUUUUAAUUUAAUCAAGACCAACAUACAGACAUUUUAGUCAGGAAAACGAUGCUGGAUUCUGAAUUAACAUGAAUAAAUUAACCCAAAUUCUCAUUGUCUGAGUGUAAGAUGAUUGUCUCACCCCUGUAUUCAAGAUACUGGUUUUGAUUUGAUUAAAUCACCCAAACAUGCACAAAAUCCAAAUGUACUGAACCUGAAUUCAACACACAAUUCCUCGAUUGAAACCAGUUAGUGACCAGUACACAUGGUUAACAAGUGUUUGUAUGCUUUAAAUCUGUUUAAAAUAAUUAUUUAGUUUUCAGUGUAAAUGCCAGGAUUGUAAAGAUGAGCUUUUUUACCAGUAUGUUUCCUGCUUUUGAACAAGUUAUUUUGUAUAUUAGCUGUUGCUUGUCAGAAAACUUUUGUCAAAUGUUUCCCAAGGAGGGUUGGGUUUGUUUGAAUCACAGAUGUAUGUUUCCCAAGGUGGGUUGGGUUUGUUUGAAUCACAGAUGUAUGUUUCCCAAGGAGGGUUGGGUUUGAUUAAAUCACAGAUGUAUGUUUCCCAGGGAGGGUUGGGUUUGUUUAAAUCACAGAUGUAUGUUUCCCAAGGAGGGUUGGGUUUGUUUAAAUCACAGAUGUAUGUUUCCCAAGGAGGGUUGGGUUUGAUUAAAUCACAGAUGUAUGUUUCCCAGGGAGGGUUGGGUUUGUUUAAAUCACAGAUGUAUGUUUCCCAAGGAGGGUUGGGUUUGAUUAAAUCACAGAUGUAUGUUUCCCAGGGAGGGUUGGGUUUGUUUAAAUCACAGAUGUAUGUUUCCCAAGGAGGGUUGGGUUUGUUUAAAUCACAGAUGUAUGUUUCCCAAGGAGGGUUGGGUUUGUUUAAAUCACAGAUGUAUGUUUCCCAGGGAGGGUUGGGUUUGUUUAAAUCACAGAUGUAUGUUUCCCAGGGAGGGUUGGGUUUGUUUAAAUCACAGAUGUAUGUUUCCCAGGGAGGGUUGGGUUUGUUUAAAUCACAGAUGUAUGUUUUACAACAUUUGGGGUUAAAGCAAAUAAAACUAAAUGUGUUUAUUUUUUGUAAUGGAGCAAAUCCAUAAGAUUUCCCUCUGGUCAAAGAUUAUUUGAAUUUCUCAAAUACAGAACAGCGCUGUUUUACUGAUCGGCAUUGGUUGAAUAUUUGUUGUUUUGCACCCGUACAUGCUAACAAAACAUUGGCGCCAUUAUACAAUGAAUAAAGUUCAUGUUGAUUUUA